AUGUCGUCCUACACUCUUCCACUGUUCCUGUUCGCCAUGGCUCUUCUCGCCUCUGCUCCAUCAGUCAACGCCGAGGGAGACGAUCUUCUCGAGUACGUCAAAUCCAUUGAGCCACUCACGAUCCGUCGCAGUCCACUGGCGUGUCCAUUGCCAGUCGUUGGAUCCGCGUGCCCAGAGGAGAACGUGUUCUGGUACUUCAAGUGUUGCGGACAAAUCGCCGAUCAGUGCUGCUUCCGUCUUCAGGACUGGGUUACUGUUCUCCUCUUGUUCCUCGCCGUCUGCACCAUCCUCUCGAUCAUCAUCAACUGCGUCAGAUGCUUCUGCUGUGCCUAA
This is a messenger RNA of Caenorhabditis briggsae, 333 nucleotides long. Bases 1 to 333 code for a protein of 110 amino acids. The transcript is spliced from 2 exons. The record is from RefSeq and is a predicted model, not a curated record. Lineage: Eukaryota; Metazoa; Nematoda; Chromadorea; Rhabditida; Rhabditidae.